Parasteatoda tepidariorum (common house spider) is the source of this 1404-nucleotide messenger RNA. The record is from RefSeq and is a predicted model, not a curated record. NCBI's taxonomy places the organism in Eukaryota, Metazoa, Arthropoda, Arachnida, Araneae, Theridiidae.
UUCAAACUAGUAAACAUUAUGAGGUUGAGGAUGUAAAGAUGUGUUUGACUCGUAUAACGGAGGAGAGAAUUAGGCGAAAAGAACUUGAAAAACAAGAACGGCGAGAAGAACUUGAAAGACAACUUGAAAGACAAGAACGGCGAGAAGAACUUGAAAGACAAGAACGGCGAGAAGAACUUGAAAGACAAAAACGGCGAGAAGAACUUGAAAGACAAGAACGGCGAAAAGAACUUGAACGGCAACAUCAAUUGGAAUUGCGUAAACUCGAAUUAGAAGCAAAUUCUCAAAUUCAGCCCCAAAACAAACCUUGGCAGAAAACUUGGCAGAAAAAUAAUGUUAAAGAAAAUGUUCGCGAAAGAGAAUUUGAAAGAAGAAGACAGCUUAGAUGCUAUGAAUGUGGUUCUUAUGAUCAUUUACGCCCUCAAUGUCCCAAGGCGAAAACAAAUUCUGAAACUGUGGUUUCGCUUCACGUUUCGGAAUCAAGGUGUCCUGAUAUAAUGACACCAUAUACGAGCAUUGGCGUGGUAAAUGGCGUUGGCAUUUCAAUACUACGAGACACUGGCGCAACCUUGGAUUUAAUUCCUAGGAGAUUUGUAAAACCUGAAAUGUACACGGGUGAAUCUGUUUGGAUAAAAACUCCAAUACAGGAAGAAUCAUUUUGUUUUCCAUUAGCCGUAGUUGAAUUAAACUGUAAGUUAGGAAAAGUGGUUACUAAGGCAGCUGUAUUAGGUGAUUCUCUUGAUCAAGGGUAUUAUUUAUUGGGUAACAAAACGGCUGCUCUAUUGGAAAAUUCGUUUGAAGUCCCAAUGAUAAGUGCUGUAAUGACUCGAAAACAAGAAAAUAUGAAUGAAAGGAGGGAAGUAGAAAAUAAAGAUAAUGUACAGCUCGGUGUAGUCGAUUCCAAUGAACACAUCGUUACUUAUGAUCAAACGGCGAAAAACGAUGACUUACUCACUGAAAAGAUUCGUGACUCCAAUUUUACUGUUUAUUUUUCUGUUUAUUUUACUGUUUAUUUUCCUUUACUGUUUUAUUUUCCUAUAUAUCGAUAAACAAAACAGUUUUAUGUCAACCUAUAUAGAUCAGUUUUGACAAAAUUUUAUGUAUGUUUUUUUGCCAUUUCCUACUUUUGCAAAGAAAACUCUGUGGAAGGGAGGAGUUAGACUGUAACGUAACAGUGUGUGACAACUGAGCUAAAAGCAUCAAUUCCUCGAGAAGUAAUGCUAAAAUGAUGUUGCUUGACAGACACACACGAGAAGUGAUGUUCUUUUUUUGUUGUUGAGAAAGAGAGUUUUUUUCUGAGAAGAGAUAUUUCGUUUGGGUAAUAUUUUGUGAUUUUUCGUGUGAAUGUUUAAAUAAAUUGUUUGGUACAACUCACGUCUUAUUUCUGGUUGUUGUGACACAACA